Molecule: messenger RNA, 531 nt
Organism: Prunus avium (sweet cherry)
Lineage: Eukaryota; Viridiplantae; Streptophyta; Magnoliopsida; Rosales; Rosaceae
Source: RefSeq, a predicted model, not a curated record
AUGCUGGAUUGCAAGCCAGCUGACACACCUAUUGAACAGAAUCACAAAUUGGGAAUGUAUCCAGAUCAAGCUCCUACUGAUAAAGAAAGGUAUCAAAGGUUAGUUGGGCGAUUGAUUUAUCUAUCCCACACACGCCCUGACAUAGCUUAUGCUGUGAGUGUGGUAAGCCAAUUCAUGCAUCAACCGAGUGAAGCACACAUGAAUGGAGUAAUACGAAUAAUGCGAUACUUGAAGACUACUCCUGGAAAAGGAUUGAUGUUCUCCAAACAUACACCUAUGGAUCUUGAAGGAUACACUGAUGCUGAUUGGGCAGGGUGUAUCACGGAUAGACGCUCAACUUCUGGAUAUUUUACAUUUGUGGGUGGCAAUUUAGUUACUUGGAGGAGUAAGAAACAAAGAGUUGUAGCAAGAUCCAGUGCUGAAGCUGAGUUUAGAGGAAUGGCUCAAGGAUUAGUAGGUGCAAAAAUGAGAAUUGCUUUUGGAUUACAGUCUGAGGUGAGGUUCCAAGCAUUAGAAUCAUAUUUAGGUUGA